GCUCGUCUUCACAUCUACCAGUCCCGCCACCGGACGCCUAGAUUCUAGAGAGAGAGAGAGGGAGUUUCAGAGGAGAGAGAGACUUGGGGUGUGGAGGAGCGUGGACUAACUAACAAUGGCGUUACAGACGAGUACCACCAGCAAUGUUCUGCUCCUGCAAUCCUCCCCGGUUCCGUGUCGGGUCGAUUCCAUCCGGAUCCAAACUCGAGUGGUCGGAGCUGGAAUCUGGGGUUGGAGGAGAACGGGAGGAGGAGGAAGGGUUUGUAUGAUCGCAUGCAAGAGUAGCAGCGGUGGCGAUGUGCCCAAUUCGAAUUAUGUGGUGCCUCUAGACAAAUCGUUUUCGUAUUCCAACUCGUCCCUCAUCACUCGCCCUCUCACUGAAAUCCUCAGAGAUCUCAACAAGCGAAUCCCUGAUAACAUCAUCCAUACGGCAGCUGAAGGUCCCUCCUCCACCUUCAUCCCCUGGUACCAUGCCAACCGGAUGUUGAGCUUCUACGCUGCUGGAUGGUGUGGAGAAGUCCGUGAUGUUAUAUUUUCUGACAAUGGAAGCGUGACUGUGGUAUACCGUGUCACUGUACGUGGAUCUGAUGGAGAGGCACACCGUGAAUCAAGUGGAACAGUAACACCCAGUGACGAUAUUGUCGAUCCAGUUGCUGCAGCUGAGCAACUUGCUUUCUGCAGAGCGUGUGCUCGGUUUGGCCUUGGCCUGUAUCUGUAUCAUGAAGAUUAGAUGCAAAGAGACGGGAGGGUUGAGCUGCUCAUCGUGUCAUCCUUUCGUUUGAUUCGCUAAGAAGUCGGAUUGCGCUAUGCCUAUAUAUCCGACGGAUGAGUUGUCAUAUAUACUGCAGAAUCGUAUUUACAGUAAAACCUUCCUAAAGUUAUACAGUUGGGAACAAACCAAUUUUAUAACCUAGGUUAUUACUUUAUAGAGUGGUAGUUAAAAGAUAUUGUUAUUGACUUAUUUACCCUUGAUGAAUUUUGUAUUUCCUAAA
Molecule: messenger RNA, 992 nt
Organism: Pyrus x bretschneideri (Chinese white pear)
Lineage: Eukaryota; Viridiplantae; Streptophyta; Magnoliopsida; Rosales; Rosaceae
Product: DNA repair RAD52-like protein 2, chloroplastic
Exons: 4
Coding region: 116-730 (204 amino acids)
Biological process (GO): double-strand break repair via homologous recombination
Molecular function (GO): DNA binding
Source: RefSeq, a predicted model, not a curated record